AUGGCAUGUGCUGUUCUUGUGCUGUACAAAGCUUCCGGUCAAGGAAGGACUGGCGACGACAUAUACGUGGGCGAGUGGGUCGAACAACUGGAAGACGAUGGCACGCGCGAGGGUGACUGCGCCUGA
Molecule: messenger RNA, 126 nt
Organism: Alternaria arborescens
Lineage: Eukaryota; Fungi; Ascomycota; Dothideomycetes; Pleosporales; Pleosporaceae
Exons: 1
Coding region: 1-126 (41 amino acids)
Source: RefSeq, a predicted model, not a curated record